Symbiodinium sp. CCMP2592 is the source of this 762-nucleotide messenger RNA. NCBI's taxonomy places the organism in Eukaryota, Dinophyceae, Suessiales, Symbiodiniaceae. The record is from the annotation of a GenBank genome assembly.
AUGCCGAGCGAGCUUUCAACACGUGUGGCACGCUUCUGCGAUGUCUCGGACGCAGACCGAGAUGCCGCAGCUGAGGCGGCCGCCACAAACCUGGCAGUGCAAGGCUUCUGCGUGCUAGACUGCGGCUUCAAGGACAAAAAGAAGGACGUCCUGGACAAGGCAAGGGCCGAUGCGGCAGCCUUGGACGAAGCUGAGGCCUUUUACCGGCCGGAGGAGCUAGUUUUCACGGGCCUCUUUGGCGAUGAGGGCUCUGCCCGCAUAGCGCCGCUAAACCUUCGGGAGGAGCCAAUGCGAGAAGGCCUGAAAGCCAUCGAUGCCGAGAUGACUGAGCUUGCACAGGUCGCGGCUCCCUUCAUCUCCUUCAAGAUGGGGCUAGAGAUCGUCUCCAGAGCACGCGCUGUGCUCCAUGAGACUGGGCCGCUUGAGGGCGUCAUACAGAAGCUGACCCCCAGUGAGGCAUCGAUGUGGCUGAACGACUUUCGCUUCGGGCGUGUCAUGUGUGUUGUGUGCAUCGGGCCGGGCUACGGCGAAAUGGAGCUGAAGCCGUACGCGGAGGAAGAGGCGAAGCCUUUGAAGGUCACCGCUGUCCCUGGGACGGUGCUGAUGGUACGAUCCGACAAGCUUCGUGUCAGACACCUCUGCCGGACGCGGACGCUACUGCUUAGCUGCAAUCUGCAAGCAUCCGGCGGUACCAACGCACGGCUCGCACCCAACCCCUGUGCUGCGAAGCUCCAGGCUCCGGGUGGGGCCUCAAGGGUUUAA